Molecule: messenger RNA, 1047 nt
Organism: Plasmodium berghei ANKA
Lineage: Eukaryota; Apicomplexa; Aconoidasida; Haemosporida; Plasmodiidae
Product: thrombospondin-related apical membrane protein
Exons: 1
Coding region: 1-1047 (348 amino acids)
Source: RefSeq, a predicted model, not a curated record
AUGAUAAAAAUGGGACGAUUUUCCAUAAUAUUAAUUUCGUUUUUCUUGACAUUGCACCAAGAAAUAUUGGGGAAAAUUGAUACGAAAAAAAAUGAAGAUCCAGUUGUACAACUACUUCAAGCAACCCAAAAUUACAAAGUUGUAGUAUUAGAGCCAGAAUGUUUCAUAAAUUCAAAGACACCAAAAUUAAUGAAUAGUAGUAAUUAUAAAGAUGAAGAAAAUUUCGAUAGGAAAGAAUUUUUAAUGUACAAUUAUAUCGUUAUAAAUAAUUAUGAAUUUUCGAAUGCAAAAUCAUUAGAAAUAUAUUCAUCAAAAGAAAAAAAUAUUACAAAUUAUUUAAUUUUAACAUUUUAUAUUGAAGGCUUAAGUUUUUUAGUUAAUAAAAAUUUUAUUUAUGACAUUUUUUUACAUUUAAGUACAGCGGGGGACAAUAAAAAGAUGGAGUGUACUAAUAAAUAUUAUGAUGUAUCUUUAUUAAAAUCUAUAGAUGUUUUAAGUCCGUCAGAAUUAGAGAUAUUAUCUGAUCCUAUAAAAUUUACUAUGGGAACAGAGUCUGGUAGUUUUAGAAUUAAUAUUACACAAAUGUUUAUGAAUGAUACAUGGAAGGCUUUUAUAAAAAAUAAAAUAUCUUUUCUUAUUAAACCAGAAGAAGAUUGUUAUGUAUUAUUAGAAGACAAAUUGAAUAAACCCACUUUAGUUAUUGAAAAAAUGUCUUCCUUUUAUACAGAAUGGGGAGAAUGGUCUCAAUGUACUAUGGAAUGUAAUCAUCCAGAUAAUGUUCAAAUUAGAGAAAGACGAUGUAUACAUCCAAACGGGGAUUGUUUCAAAGGAGACUUAAAGGAAUCGAGACCAUGCAAUGUUCCUUUACCUCCAUGUUAUUCGUUAUUUGAAAAUAAAGACUCCUCAAAAUUAAAAAUUACAAUAGUUGCUUUUCCCAUAAUUAUUGUUAUAUGUGUAUUUAUUAUAUUAUAUCGAAUAUUUUAUUCUAAAAAAAGCACAGAAAAAGAAUUAUACGAGAAUGUAGCUGGCCGAUUUAUGUAUGAAUAA